UCCGGCGCUGAUUGGGCGGCGGCGGAGUCGUUCAAGGAGACAGUAAGUUCGGGUGCCCCAGAGUGCUAAAUUUAUCUUCAGACGAGCUACCGCGCCCGCCGCGAAUUGGAUCUCUAUGGAGGUGGCAUAGGCGAUAUCCCUGAGCUGAGAGCAUCGCCCGGCCCCCCAAUCCUUCUUCCCUCUGUUUUGUUUUUCAUUUCUCCCCUUCCUCCCUUCCCCCCUCUCCCCUCCAGUCCGCGACGACUGGCUCUUGACCCCGUUCAGGCCUCGGUGAAGGCUUUUGGUUACUCCCCUUCCACCCUAUCCCUUAAUUUUAUUUUUUUUGAAGCGUCUGCAUUUCAAGCUGCCAAGUUGGAGAGAGUGAUUGCAGAAGGGAGUGCUCCUCAUUUCAGCUUUUAUUUUUAUGUGAUAAUCUACCUUUAAGAAAAGGUGUGCCAUACCUGAGAGCACCAGGAAGUCGAAUGAGAGAUCACCUGAUACACGAACGUGUGAUGUUCCAUCUGCGCGUUGAUGCAUAGGCAGCACUUACAAAUUAACUGAUGUGUUGCUAUAUAUCAUCUCUUUGAUGGUUGCUCAUCUUCUGUGUAUCCUGUCUUAUAAUUUCAACACAUUUGUGAUACUCAAUGUUUAUUCUAAAUUAACCAUGUUUUGUACCACAAAUUCAUUGCCUAUGGAUCUGUUGCUGAAACAAGGAAGUCUUAAACAAGAAGUAGAAUCUUUUUGUUACCAAAUUGUGUCUGAAUCAAAUGAUCAAAAGGUUGGAAUAUUACAGAGUGAAGAUGAGCAGUUGCAGCCUGCAGUUUCUAAAAAUUCAGAAGGUGAGCUUUCCAGGGUCAAAUUUAUGUCCAAUUCCAACAAAAUAACAACAUUUAGUAAGAAACCAAAAAGAAGAAAAUAUGAUGAAAGUUAUUUGUCUUUUGGAUUUACUUACUUUGGAAAUAGAGAUGCACCUCAUGCCCAGUGUGUAUUAUGUAAGAAAAUUUUAUCAAAUAGCUCUUUGGCCCCUAGUAAGCUUCGAAGACAUUUGGAAACUAAACAUGCUGCAUACAAAGACAAAGACAUAAGCUUUUUCAAGCAACAUCUUGAGUCACCUGAAAAUAAUAAACCCCCAGCACCUAAAAUUGUCAAUACAGAUAAUGAAAGUGCUACAGAAGCAUCAUACAAUGUAAGUUACCAUAUAGCCCUGAGUGGAGAGGCUCAUACUAUUGGAGAAUUGCUUAUCAAGCCUUGUGCAAAAGAUGUGGUGAUGCGGAUGUUUGACGAACAGUAUAGUAAAAAAAUAGAUGCAGUACAGCUAUCAAACAGUACUGUUGCACGUCGAAUUAAGGAUCUAGCUGCUGACAUUGAAGAAGAGCUUGUUUGUAGACUGAAAAUUUGUGAUGGGUUUUCACUGCAACUAGAUGAAUCAGCUGAUGUUUCAGGACUUGCUGUGCUGCUUGUGUUUGUUCGUUACAGGUUUAAUAAGUCUAUUGAGGAAGACCUACUCUUAUGUGAGUCUUUGCAAAGUAAUGCCACUGGUGAAGAAAUUUUCAACUGCAUCAACAGUUUUAUGCAGAAACAUGAAAUUGAAUGGGAAAAAUGUGUUGAUGUUUGUAGUGAUGCUUCCAGGGCAAUGGACGGGAAAAUUGCUGAGGCUGUCACCUUGAUAAAAUAUGUGGCUCCCGAAAGCUCCAGUAGUCACUGCCUGUUAUAUAGACAUGCACUAGCAGUUAAAACAAUGCCUGCAUCUCUGAAAAAUGUGCUAGAUCAGGCCGUACAAAUCAUCAAUUAUAUUAAAGCUCGACCACAUCAAUCCAGACUACUAAAAAUUUUGUGUGAAGAAAUGGGUGCCCAGCACACAGCACUUCUUCUAAAUACAGAGGUGAGGUGGCUUUCCCGAGGUAAAGUUCUUGUAAGACUUUUUGAGCUUCGUCGUGAACUGUUGGUUUUCAUGGAUUCUGCUUUUCGACUGUCUGACUGUUUAACAAAUUCAUCUUGGCUGCUAAGACUGGCAUAUCUUGCAGAUAUUUUUACUAAAUUAAAUGAGGUUAAUCUGUCAAUGCAAGGAAAAAAUGUGACAGUGUUCACAGUAUUUGAUAAAAUGUCAUCAUUGUUAAGAAAAUUGGAAUUUUGGGCCUCAUCUGUCGAAGAAGAAAACUUUGAUUGUUUUCCUACACUCAGUGACUUUUUGACUGAAAUUAAUUCUACAGUUGAUAAAGAUAUUUGCAGUGCCAUAGUGCAGCACCUAAGGGGUUUGCGCUCUACUCUGUUAAAAUAUUUUCCUGUAACAAAUGACAAUAAUGCUUGGGUUAGAAAUCCAUUUACAGUAACUGUUAAACCAGUCUCAUUAGUAGCACGGGACUACGAGAGCCUGAUUGAUUUAACAUCUGAUUCUCAAGUGAAACAAAAUUUCAGUGAACUUUCACUAAAUGAUUUUUGGAGUAGCCUAAUUCAAGAGUACCCAAGUGUUGCAAGGCGUGCAGUUCGUGUACUUCUUCCUUUUGCUACAAUGCACCUGUGUGAGACAGGAUUUUCAUAUUAUGCUGCAACAAAAACGAAAUACAGGAAAAGACUCGAUGCUGCACCUCACAUGCGGAUCCGACUUAGCAACAUUACACCUAAUAUUAAGCGGAUAUGUGACAAAAAGACACAAAAACACUGUUCUCAUUAAAAUCGGAGGGUUUUGCAUGCCUCUUGAUAACCAAAUAUAAGAUGAAAAUAAAAGAUGAUUUACUUCA
Messenger RNA from Balaenoptera ricei (Rice's whale), 2717 nucleotides. RefSeq names its product zinc finger BED-type containing 5 (gene ZBED5). The transcript is spliced from 3 exons. The coding region runs from base 566 to 2650 and encodes 694 amino acids. Lineage: Eukaryota; Metazoa; Chordata; Mammalia; Artiodactyla; Balaenopteridae. Gene Ontology annotation, molecular function: DNA binding. The record is from RefSeq and is a predicted model, not a curated record.